Symphalangus syndactylus (siamang) is the source of this 3268-nucleotide messenger RNA. RefSeq names its product golgi phosphoprotein 3 (gene GOLPH3). Gene Ontology annotation, cellular component: trans-Golgi network; Golgi cisterna; cytosol. Gene Ontology annotation, molecular function: phosphatidylinositol-4-phosphate binding. NCBI's taxonomy places the organism in Eukaryota, Metazoa, Chordata, Mammalia, Primates, Hylobatidae. The record is from RefSeq and is a predicted model, not a curated record. Gene Ontology annotation, biological process: Golgi vesicle budding; Golgi organization; Golgi to plasma membrane protein transport.
GUUAGGGAGUCCCAGCAGAGAGCGUACCCCUCCCCGCCCAGCAGCAGCGAGCAAAGUCCUUCCUGCCGAUCCUGCGGACCCCGGAGUCCAAAUGGGACCCCGUCCACACGACCGCGGAGUCGCCUCCGAAGACGGCGGUGUCUGGGGCGCGGAGGGCACGGCUGGAGGCUGAGUGGGGUCCACCUUCGCGUGGCCCAGGCUCUUCCGAUUCGUGGGGGGCCCCGCUAGGUUCAGGCUCCAGCCCUGGGUAGUGAAGGGGAAACGGGGAACGGAAGGAGGGAGGGCACGUCACGGGAGCAGGACUGCAGGACCGCGGGUCAGGGGGCGCAGGAACGCCAAGGAAAAGACAAGCACCGAGGGCCAGGAAGGGUGUAGGCGGCAGUGGCAGCGGAUCCCCGGCCGCCGCUUCCGGCGCCUCCCGGCCCAGCUCUCCCGCGCCGACUCUGCCACAUCCUCCGGUGACGUCAGCCGGGGCCGCCAUAUUGGAAAGGCGCCGCCGCCGCCGCCUCCGCUUCGGAGCUCCGGGCGUUUUGGGGGCUGCGGCCGCAGGCAGGAAGGCACUCCUCUCCUGCUCCGCCGAUGCCCGGCCAGCCCGCCUCGCCCUGACCUGUCUCCUCAUGACUGCCCCCGGCCCCGCUGCCGACGGACGUCGCCCCGGCGUCCGGAUUUAACACGGAAACCCGGGUCGGAGGCCGCGCGGGGAGGAGGAGGGCGACCCGGUCGGUCCCGCCACUCUCUCGGCCCGGCUUGGCGCCUCGGCGGGAGCCAUGACCUCGCUGACCCAGCGCAGCUCCGGCCUGGUGCAGCGGCGCACCGAGGCCUCCCGCAACGCCGCCGACAAGGAGCGGGCGGCGGGCGGCGGCGCCGGCAGCAGCGAGGACGACGCGCAGAGCCGUCGCGACGAGCAGGACGACGACAAGGGCGACUCCAAGGAAACGCGGCUGACCCUGAUGGAGGAGGUGCUCCUGCUGGGCCUCAAGGACCGCGAGACGGAAUCUUGCUCUGUCGCCCAGGCCUGGAGUGCAGUGGCGCCAUCUGGGCUCACUGCAACCUCCCUCUCCCCAGGUUCAAGCGAUUCUCCUGCCUCGGCCUCCCUAGGUUACACAUCAUUUUGGAAUGACUGUAUAUCAUCUGGAUUACGUGGCUGUAUGUUAAUUGAAUUAGCAUUGAGAGGAAGGUUACAACUAGAGGCUUGUGGAAUGAGACGUAAAAGUCUAUUAACAAGAAAGGUAAUCUGCAAGUCGGAUGCCCCAACAGGGGAUGUUCUUCUUGAUGAAGCUCUGAAGCAUGUGAAGGAAACUCAGCCUCCAGAAACAGUCCAGAACUGGAUUGAAUUACUUAGUGGUGAGACAUGGAAUCCAUUAAAAUUGCAUUAUCAAUUAAGAAAUGUACGGGAACGAUUAGCUAAAAACCUGGUGGAAAAGGGUGUAUUGACAACAGAGAAACAGAACUUCCUACUUUUUGACAUGACAACACAUCCCCUCACCAACAACAACAUUAAGCAGCGCCUCAUCAAGAAAGUACAGGAAGCCGUUCUUGACAAAUGGGUGAAUGACCCUCACCGCAUGGACAGGCGCUUGCUGGCCCUCAUUUACCUGGCUCAUGCCUCGGACGUCCUGGAGAAUGCCUUUGCUCCUCUUCUGGACGAGCAGUAUGAUUUGGCUACCAAGAGAGUGCGGCAGCUUCUCGACUUAGACCCUGAAGUGGAAUGUCUGAAGGCCAACACCAAUGAGGUUCUGUGGGCGGUGGUGGCAGCGUUCACCAAGUAACUCUGCUCUGGGUGAACCAUUCUCCUUUCUCUCAUGUAAACCAGUAGUUUUUCUUCUGUUGACUUCUGGUUUUCUGUAAUUUGUACUUUCCCACACUGUAAUUGGCUUCUGUUUUACAAAAUGGUGGGUGGCUUUUUCUUUUUUGUAUGUAUACGGGAUUCUGCUGGUACGAGAGGCCUUCCUCUUUCUGUUUUUAAAAAAAGUUUUACUGCCAUAUUGGCAUUCCAUUCCCUGUUGCCAUCCUCACUGUUACCUGUUUUGGGUUUCUGGUCUACUUUGACUUUCAAAGUACCUCCAGCCUCCUCAUACGCACAGCUUUUGGAUGACUUCAGCUUGAGUUUCUCCGUAUGUGCAUGUACAUCUAGCAUUCUGCCUACAGUUCAGACAGAAGUCACAAAAAGGCCUUCAACUCACCAAAGGUAAAUAUCUGUAUCUAUUAGGACAUUUUAUACGUAGACUUCAGUUGAGAUGUAUACUUAGCAAAAUUAUUUUUAAAUUGAAACAGCACAGUAAAUACUUAAUAUAAAAUGCCCCUUGGAUUUUGCUUCCCAUGUGAAUCUAUUGUAUUAUUACACUUGUUAUAAUUUUAACUAUAAAGGUCCAGUUGUUUCACAGAGCCGGUUUGGGAUGGGCUGCAUUCCAUUUAUGCUGUAUAUAGUUUGAAUUAUAUAUAAAUUACCCCUUCUUCUGGCCACCCCUGCUCCCAUCUUAGUAUUUUGCAAGAUUUAAUCGGUUGUACACCUGGUGCCCCUCACUUGCUUCAGUCAUGGUUAUUUGAUGGCAAAAUCGACCUCUCAUCACUGAAGGAGAGAGAAAAGAUGUGUGUCUGAUUGGUCCUGGGAUUUUUUGAGCUGUGCCAUUUAUGGUACUCUUUGCCUAUGCAUCCCCUUUUUAGAUUUUUUUUUAAAUUUUAUCUUACUGUUUUUAUAAUUUCUAUUGGGAAGAGGCUUGUGACCAGUACCAAUCUUGAGUUUCUUUUUCUGUCCACAAGUAAAUUAAUGUCUGCUCUGAAAUGUCAUUUAUCUACUCACACAUUCUUGGGGAAAAAAAUCAAAUGUCAGUCCUAGCAGAUGUUGCAUGUAAAUUGGUAGCAAGUAAUGAUUACAACCCAGAGGAUUAAGAAUUUUGUAACAGAAAGCUCUGCUAUGUUUUAAUUUUUUAUAUACAAUUAGGAUAAUUAGCAUCAUCAGACUACAAACUUUGCUUUUUAAAGUUUAUUUUUACUAUUUCUUUAUCACUUUAUUGUAUCAUCACCAUUGGUUUCAUAAUGUAAAUACUAUAUAUUGAACAAAUUAAGUGUCAAAAUUUUUUAUUACCAUAGUCCAUGUUAAUGGUGGGGCUUUCAGGUGUUUCGAGAUUUUUGUUGUUGUUGUUAACAUUCAUUGCAAAAGUACUAGAUGGUGUAUAACUCUAGAGUUGAAUUUUAAGGGAUUCCCUAAUAUGUAUACUAUCUUUUUAUCUGAAGUAAUAAAUAAACAAUGAUCUUGAAAGUGCCUGAA